Molecule: messenger RNA, 3183 nt
Organism: Dovyalis caffra
Lineage: Eukaryota; Viridiplantae; Streptophyta; Magnoliopsida; Malpighiales; Salicaceae
Source: the annotation of a GenBank genome assembly
AUGCUGACGCCGGUUAGCGUAGCAAGGCAAUGCUUGACAGAGGAGGCGGCGCGUGCUUUAGACGAAGCUGUUGCGGUGGCGCGUCGAAGAAGCCACUCCCAGACGACCUCUCUCCACGCCGUCUACGCACUGCUAGCUCUCCCUGGCUCAACUCUUAGAGAUGCCUGCUCACGUGCCACCGCGAGCGCGUACUCCUCACGCCGUCAGUUUCGUGCCCUCGACCUCUGCGUUGGCGUCUCUCUAGACCGGUUACCGUCUUCUAAAACUCUCGAUGAGGACCCACCAAUAUCGAAUUCCCUGAUGGCAGCGAUCAAACGGUCACAGGCGAAUCAACGGAGACACCCUGAUAACUUCCAUAUGCACCAAAUACACUGUAACCAGCAAGCGGCGUCGGUUUUGAAAGUGGAAAUGAAGCAUUUCAUCUUAUCGAUUUUGGACGAUCCUAUUGUGAGUCGGGUAUUCGGGGAAGCCGGGUUUAGGAGUUGUGAUUUAAAGAUAGCAAUAGUUCAUCCGCCGGUUACUCAAAAAUUCUCACGGGUCGGGUGCGCCCCAGUAUUUCUAUGUAAUUUACCGGGCUCGAAUAAUACGGGUCCGGUGCGACAACCCGGGUUUAGUUUUCCGUUUAGUGGUGGGCUUGAUGAUGAUGCCGGUGAUGAUGAUGUUUGUAGAAGAAUUGGUGAGGCUUUAGUGAGGAGAGAUGGGAAAGGAAGGAACUUAUUGCUUGUUGGGGUUCAUGCAAGUAAUGCUUUAAAGGGCUUCGUUGAUAGUUUUGUUAGUGAAGGAGGGAGCGACAAAGAGAAGAUGGGAUUGAAGUUUGAGGAGUUGGGCCAGGAAUUGAAGCGGUGUUCGGGUCCAGGGAUUGUUGUGAAUUUUGGAGAUUUGAAGGUUUUGGUUGGUGAAAUUGUAUGUGCUGAUUCUGUGAGUUAUUUGGUUUCGAAAUUGACGAGUUUAUUGGAGGGUUUUAGGGAGAAAAUUUGGUUGGUGGGAGCUGCAGAUAGUUAUGACACAUAUUUGAAGUCUGUAAGGCGGUUUUCGGAUGUUGAAAAGGAUUGGGAUCUUAGGAUUCUGCCUAUUGCUUCUUACAAGAGUCCCAUUGGUGGUUUUGGCUCGAAAUCGAGCUUGUUGGGGUCUUUUGUUCCAUUUGGUGGGUUCUUUUCUACGCCAUCUGAUUUCAGAAUUCCAUCGAACAGCACAAAUCAAUCAAUCACUCGUUGUCACCUUUGCAAUGCAAAGUGUGAGCAAGAUGUUGCUGCUAUUCUGAAGAUGGGAUCAACAAUAUCGUUUGCUGAUCAGUGCUCAGAGAACUUACCUUCUUUGUUACAAAUGACUGAACUUGACAUGAGAAAGGCAUUGGAUGCUGACAAGACCAGAGAUGAUGGUACAACAUUGAAUGAUAAAAUUUUGGUGCUGCAAAAUAAAUGGAAUGAUAUUUGUCAACGUCUCCAUCAUGCCCAACCAUUCUCAAACUUUGAUGUUUCCCAGGCCACAUCCCAGGUCUCCAUUGCUGAGGGUUUUCAAUAUGUCGCAGAUAGGAAGGAGAGCAGAAGCAAUAGCAGCAGCAGCAGAGAUUCGUCACUAAAUGAGAGUCAAUGUGCAAAUCUUAAUCUUGGCAUUUGUUUGAAGCAAAAGAUCUUUCCUGGGAAAUACUGUGUAGUUUCCGAAGCUGAGAAUGUUAACCACCAAUCUAAGCUACUGGAAGAAGUUCCAAUACAUCAGCAAAAAAGAGAGAGACCCCUUGUAACCACAGAUUUGGGGUUGGGAACUCUUUAUGCAUCAAGUGCUCGGGAGGCAGAUACUACAAAAUUAUGUGAUGACCCUAUGGAGCAUCUUCAGCGCAUCUCAGAUUCUGGUUCUGCAGAGUUUGAUGACACUGCUUCCCUUCAGAUUGCACAAUCUUCCUCCUGCUCUGGCCCUUCUUCAGGAGGGCAAUUCGAUUUAAGAGAUUUCAAAUCGGUGAUGAGAGCUCUUUCUGAAAGAGUUGGUUGGCAAGCUAGAGCCACACGUGCUAUUAGUGAAGCUGUAUCCCGCUGCAAAGCAGGACAUGGAAGACACCAUGGUUCCAAUUCCAAAGGAGAUAUUUUGUUUACUUUCCUUGGACCUGACAGAAUUGGAAAGAAAAAAAUUGCCUCAUCACUUGCUGAGGUAGUGUUCGGCAGUAUCCAAAGCUUAGUCUCUGUGGAUUUGGGCUCCCAUGAUAAGGUUAGCUCAUCAAACCCAAUACUUGGAAGUCAACAAUUACAUGAUGAUGAUGAAUUAGGGAGGUCAACGACUUUUGUUGAUUAUAUUGCCUCGAAGUUAAGCAAGAAACCCCAUUCGGUAAUCUUUCUUGAAAAUGUAGAGAAGGCUGAUCCUUUAGUCCAGAAUAGCUUGUCCCAUGCUUUGAGGACUGGUAAAUUUCCAGAUUCACGUGGACGAGAAGUUAGCACCAACAAUACAAUUUUUGUGGCAACAUCAACAGUCACAGUGGGCAAUAUGAACAUCCUGUCAGAGAAGGAAUCCAUUAGGUUUCCCGAGGAAAUGAUACUAGGAGCUAAAAGCUGGCAAAUGCAAAUAUUAGUGGAACAUGUUACUGGGGCUGCCAGUAAAAGCAGUGAAAUGAAGGUGAGGAUUUCAAGAGAAGUAACUUCUGCAGUCUCAUCUUCGAAUAAAAGAAAAUUAGAUGUAACCAGUGACGAGCACGAAUGCAGCUGUGAGUCUAGCAAACGGACCCCUAAGGCAUUGCGAUCCUGUCUGGAUUUGAAUCUUCCUGUAGAGGAUACAGAAGAGUGUGCCGAUUAUGCUGACUCUGACAGUGACCCCAUUUCUGAAAACUCACAAGCUUGGUUGGAAGAUUUUUGUGAUCAAGUGGAUGAAAAGGUGGUGUUCGAGCCAUUUGAUUUUGAUUCUGUUGCUGAAAAGAUAGUGAAGGAAAUCAGCAAACAAUUUCUGAGGGCAUUCGGAUCUGAGAUAGUGCUGGAGAUUGAUCAUGAAGUCAUGGUGCAAAUACUUGCAGCUUCGUGGUUGUCGGAGAAGAAGAGAGCAAUGGAGGAUUGGAUUGAAGGGGUUGUUGGGAGAGGGUUCAGUGAAGCCAAGCGGAAGUUGCCAUUUAGUGCUCCGUGUGUUGUGAAGCUAGUUACUUGUAAAGGCCUUGUGGUGAAAGAGCAAGCACCUGGGAUAUGCCUGCCUUAUAGAAUUAAUCUGUGA